Aspergillus japonicus CBS 114.51 is the source of this 860-nucleotide messenger RNA. RefSeq lists its product as uncharacterized. Gene Ontology annotation, molecular function: magnesium ion binding; thiamine triphosphate phosphatase activity. Gene Ontology annotation, biological process: dephosphorylation; thiamine diphosphate metabolic process. The coding region runs from base 169 to 573 and encodes 134 amino acids. NCBI's taxonomy places the organism in Eukaryota, Fungi, Ascomycota, Eurotiomycetes, Eurotiales, Aspergillaceae. The record is from RefSeq and is a predicted model, not a curated record. The transcript has a single exon.
AAAAGUGGCUGUCUUUGUCGCACCCUGUAACUCCGUCAACAGAGCGACCGCUGAAAAGAGAGGCCACAGACUUACGCGUUUACUAUUCCAUUGCCUACAUUCAGACUAUAUUACCAUAAACAAUCUCUGUGCCUCACAAGAGAAAAUCACGCCACUCAGGAUACACCCAUGAGUACCAUCAAAUCACUCACCUUAGAGGUAGAGCGAAAAUUCACGCAACUUGCCGUGCAACCCUUUACACGUGCCGGAGGAACUCCAUCAUUUCGAAGCUUGCAGUACCUCGGUUCACACUCUUUCCACAAUAUUUACUACGAUCUGGACGGGCUAUUGUCAUCGAAGGGUAUUUGGAUACGAAGAAGAAAUGGGCACUGGGAAGCAAAAAUAAAACAUGGAGGGGAUUUUCAGAAUUCGAGAUUUGUGGAACUGCAUGAUCCAAAAGAAAUCUCCAGUCAACUGGAGAUUUUGACGGGCAUCAAGCAAACGCAAUACAACAACUUUGGCUUACGAAAGUUGGCUGACUUUACGACUUUGAGACAAAGCUGGAUCGCCGAUGAUGAAUAUACGAUAGUUUAGGAUACCAUGGACUUUGAUAAUCACAUGGUUGGAGAGGUGGAAUUGCAAUGUACGCUUACAUUGAGCCCUGAAAAUUGUUGUAUUCUUGAGCAGAAACGCGUGCUCAAGCUCGAAGAAAUGGAUUUACGGAUCAAGAACUUUAUGGGUCACUACGCGUGGGCAUUUUGUGUGGGCAGACCAAAGGGCAAGCUCGCCGCGUUUCUUGAAAGAGGUUGAGCGUCUCUCUCCUUGUCUACAACCCAAUGUUGAGGGUGCGCGUCCAGUCUCUACCACAGAGACCUUUCCCG